Messenger RNA from Didymodactylos carnosus, 1230 nucleotides. The record is from the annotation of a GenBank genome assembly. Lineage: Eukaryota; Metazoa; Rotifera; Eurotatoria; Philodinida; Philodinidae.
AAUUACGGGUUGAUAGCCUGAAACUAAAAAUUUUGAAUUGUCUAUGUUUCGACUAAGCCAGGUUUCUGUUACAGCAACAACAAGAGGUCUAUCUGACUGUAAGAUGUUUAGGAGUAAAUCAAAUUUUAUCAUCGCCGAGAAUCACAUCGGAUCAUUCGUGAAUUUCUCAUUGGUGAGAGAAAUGUCAACAAUACUCUGAUCGAACCAAAAUCGGAUGAGAUGAGAGCCAAUGAUGAGAAUUGGCUCUAUCUACAUUUGGCUCGAUGUCCAGAAGCGAUACAAAUUUUUCUCGAUUUCAAUGCAGCAUAUUGGUGUCUAGUCCCAAUUCCAAAAGAUACAACUACUUUGAAUAAUUCCAUUAACACAAGCUCCGUUCGAUCAUUAGUGCCGCCGAAUCAAACACGAAAUAACCGCUUAGCAGAACACCUUGCCAAUAGUGUUCCUACAUCACCCUAUGGUUAUACUUUCAAUCAUCAACAAUGGCAAGAACAACAAUCAUUCUUCAAAUAUAGUAUCGAUCUUGAUUCGGACACAUCAUACAAUAUAUUAAAGAUGAACAGUGAUAAUCUCAAUGAAGACAGUACUGGUCAAACUCUCGUAAGUACCGCAGAUCCGUCACUUUACGUUUGUACAAAUGGCAAAGAAGAAGAAGAAGAAGAACAAAAAGAAGAAGAAACAGAUGGCGAUCGUGAUGAAUACAAACAACUCUUUCGGCAGAAAGAAACAAUACAUCGAAUGAUCGAGAUUCGUGAAAAACAAAGUCAAGUUCUGGAGGAAUUAUACAUGUUCGAGGAACGACCAAGUUACAUUCGACCAAAUCAAAGUUGGUUCCGUCCUAUUCGUCAGCGAAAAGAACAAGUUCGACGCGAACAUGAUAUUCUCAUGAGUAAAAUCGUGCCUCAUCUUGUUCGUUAUCAUCAUAUACCACGUAAUGCACCGAUCAUCAAACAGUUUUCUACUCGACUAACGGCUCGUCUCAAUCGUCGCUAUCUAGCACAAUUAUCGUUCGCCGAUGCCAGACGUGCCCGACAAGAGUUAGUGUUAGUCAAAUCUAUUCGACGAAAGUUAAAAAGAGCAAAAUUAAUUCUUCGUGAGACAGACAAGAGUGGCAAUUUUCAUAUUGGUCGAGCGAGUGAUUAUAAGCGAAAAGCAGCAGCCUAUCGAGCAAAGACUGACGCUUAUAUGGAACUUUUCGAUAACCCGCUGUCAGAGCAAGUUUUGCCGAAAUAG